Messenger RNA from Aspergillus steynii IBT 23096, 919 nucleotides. Its product is annotated as putative alpha/beta hydrolase. The transcript has 4 exons. The record is from RefSeq and is a predicted model, not a curated record. Gene Ontology annotation, cellular component: mitochondrion. The coding region runs from base 56 to 919 and encodes 287 amino acids. Lineage: Eukaryota; Fungi; Ascomycota; Eurotiomycetes; Eurotiales; Aspergillaceae.
CAAUUAUGACGCAGAGCAAUCAGCAAGUCAUCGAGACCAGGGUACUCUCGCGAUAAUGGCUACUAGACAAUGGGCAAGUCGCCUUCGGCACAUGCACACAUCUGCCUCUAGUUCAGCUUCCAGAAUACCACUGGCCUACGAGGUACAUGAGCCGAAGAAACACCAGCCAGCUGGGCAUCGACCUCCGAUUAUAUUUCUUCAUGGAUUCCUGGGCUCCAAGAGGGAGAACGCUCGAGUGAGCAAGCAUUUGUCUCAUGAUUUGUCACGCCAAGUAUAUACUUUGGACCUCCGGAAUCAUGGUGACUCGGGCCACCACUGGAGACAUGAUUACAUGGAAAUGGCGUUAGACGUGGAGCUGUUUAUCAAGAAACAAGGGUUUGAAAGCGCAACAAUAAUAGGCCACUCGAUGGGUGCUAAAACAGCGUUGACGCUCGCUCUUCAAGCCCCCGAUCUUGUAUCAGAUGUCGUUGCGGUCGACAACUGUCCCAUUUCUUUGCCCCUGCCGGGCGACUUCCAGAAGUACAUGGAAGGCUUGGUAGAGGUAGAGCAGGCCCGGGUCAAAACCCAUGCAGAGGGCGAACGGAUCCUCGCGAAAUUCGAGAAGUCUCCCGUUGUACGGCUAUUUCUGCUCAGCAACUUCAUCAAGGACCAUCGCCACCAAUACCUAAGAUCGCGUCUUCCUCUCGACAUCUUGAAAGCUGCGUUAGGCCCAUUAGGCGACUUUCCGCAUGAGACCAGUCCUACCAAGUUCCUCAAACCCGCAUUGUUUCUUCGCUCUCGUCACAGUUACUAUAUACCGGACAGUGCUCUUUCACAGAUUAUCUCUUUUUUUCCGCGCUCGAAGAUUGUCGACAUAACUUGCGGGCAUUGGAUUGUCCAGGAAAAACCAGAAGAAUUCAGACAAGGUAUGAAGCCCUAG